UUCUGAACCCACUGUGUUAGUUGUUGGCAAUUUUGACCAAGCAAUGGGUGAGAGAGACAUAUUGGUUGAAACCAAAAGUGGUCUUCUAAAGCGUAUAAAUGAGCUUAACGCUUCUUAUCUGGCACUACAAUAUCUUCUAUUGUUGCCUUAUGGUGAGGAUGGUUACCGAGAAGACAUACUCUUCGCUGAAGGAACAAAAACAAGUGAAGAUGGACAAAAACAUGUCAGUGUCCGCAAGUAUUUUGCUUACAGGAUGUAUGAUAGAGACCAUGAACCGACUACUAUUGUUUCAACAAGAAGACUGUAUCAACAGUUUAUUGUUGAUGCAUAUACCAUGGUCGAAUCAUCGAGGUUGCAAUAUAUUCGGUUCAAUAAAAAGAAACUCCGUUGUGAUAUCUAUAACGGUUUGGUCGAUGCAGUUCUUCGUGGUGACACGGAACCCAGUUCCCGAGGAAAGAGG
This is a messenger RNA of Striga hermonthica, 460 nucleotides long. Lineage: Eukaryota; Viridiplantae; Streptophyta; Magnoliopsida; Lamiales; Orobanchaceae. The record is from the annotation of a GenBank genome assembly.